Rhopilema esculentum is the source of this 3110-nucleotide messenger RNA. RefSeq lists its product as uncharacterized. NCBI's taxonomy places the organism in Eukaryota, Metazoa, Cnidaria, Scyphozoa, Rhizostomeae, Rhizostomatidae. The record is from RefSeq and is a predicted model, not a curated record. Gene Ontology annotation, biological process: polyamine catabolic process. Gene Ontology annotation, molecular function: oxidoreductase activity.
CCCUGCGUUCACCAAAAGAUAAAAUGGCAUCCGAUGUUUCUGUUUACAAGCUGAGAUGAGAUGAAAGGCUAUUCAAUACGGUGUGGGAACAGGUACGAACAUGCCGAGCCCCCGUCACAACAGAUCUAUGGACUUUUAAUUAUUGUCUGUUUGACAGCUAGAAAGAGUAUAUAAACCCUUUGGCUUGGUCUCAACAUUCAGUUGACUGCAAAGGGUUGCUGGCAAAAGUCAUGGCAAGGUUACUGCACUGCACUUUACUCGUCAUAUUAAGCUACUUCACAGCAGUUGUUGCUAGCAAAGAUGCCAAACACGUCAAGGUCCUGAUCGUAGGAGCAGGUGCUUCAGGUAUAAAGGCUGCCGAAACAAUCCACAAAAAUGGCAUAAAUGAUUUUCUUAUUCUCGAGGGUAAGGAUUACAUUGGAGGAAGGAUCCACCAUGUCCCUUUUGAAGGAAACAUGGUCCCUCUUGGCGCAGGCUGGAUACACGAGAUUGGACCCAAUAACCCAAUAUGGACACUGUCACAGAAGUUAAAGAUGGACGUCCAUCAUGAUAACUACUCAAAAUUCAUUGUCAGGGACGGUCAUUCUGGAGAAGAGCUAACUGGAGCAAAUAGCAUUUACAAAGAGCUGAAGAUGAAGGUAGAGCAAGCUGAUCUGAAAAUGAAAAAGCGAAGAAAAUCCGGUUUAUCUAGCAUUCCAAUAAGAUCCGCACUUGGAAUGGUUGGAUGGAAUCCUUUUUCCUAUGUCAUGGAAACAUUGGAAUACUAUCAUUUCGAUUUCCAAAAUGGUGUGUCGCCGAAAUCUCUUAACUCAGAAGUAUUCUCAGUGACUGGUGAAGGAAAAGACGUUGUGGUAACAGACAAACGAGGCUAUGCGCAUGUGCUCGAACAUUUGGCAAAACCAUUUAAAAACAAAAUACGUUUCAAUACAGUGGUCUCCGAGAUAAAGCACACAGAUUCAUUUGUCAAAGUGACGACAACAAAGGGAGAUGUAUACAAGGCAGAACAAAUCCUUCUUACCGUCAGCAGUGGGGUUCUCAUUAACAACCUUAUCGAAUUUUCUCCUCCUCUGCCAAGUUGGAAAACGGACGUCAUCCACCUUGUUCCAAUGUGUUACUACUGUAAGGUGUUCAUGAAGUUCCCAAGACGCUUUUGGGAUGACUCCAAUUACAUCUUACUGUCCCAAAGGUUUCGUGGAGACCACGUUCAUUGGCAAAACUUUGACCAUCCGACACUUUUUCAUGGAGAUCAUAUACUGAUGCUGACACUCACCGAGGAUAUGUGCUUGAAUUCUGAACAGAUGACCGAUGAAGCAGUGAAAGAGAAAGCCAUGCGAUCCUUGCAGAGGGUCUAUGGUCGCAACAUACCUUGGCCCACUGCCAUGCUACGAAAUAAAUGGAGCAGAGAUCCAAUGACGAUGGGGGCAUACUCCAACCCUGUUGUUGGGUUUGCUGAAAAGGACUACAAACGUUUGCAAGAACCUGUUGGUCGUAUCUGGUUUGCUGGUGAAUAUACAACAAAGGACUAUGGGUAUGUCCAUGGAGCUCUUGCCACCGGAGAGAGAAGCGGGAAAGACAUUUUAGCGUGCAUGAAAAACAAGAAAAAGUGCAGCAAUAGAUCUAAUAACAAAACCCCAUAUAUAAUCCAACGAACAGAUGAUAUGGCCGAGUGUGCGGAGGAACAAAAGUCUGGUAGAAAAGAAAAUUACGGCUAUAAGUAUUGGCGAGAUGAAUUUCGGUAGCAGCGACAAAGUAGAAGGAUGUUUGAUCAUUUGAUGGGAAUAACGCGAAAGCUCGUCUUAGUUGCACGGACAAGGAAAAUACAAAGAUGGAAGCAGUUGAUCCAUACUUGUCUUCUGAAUCAAGUUGAAAAGCGUGAAUCAGAAGAUAAUUAGCCAAGAUUCGUAGUAUUUAUAUUUGAUGUGAAUAAUGUGAAUAGAAUUUAGAUUUUUGUUUAUCGUUAAAAAGCGUAGCUAGUAUACUAAAAUAAACAUUUAGAAAAAGAAUCAAAGCUAAGCUUUGUGAUAUUGUCACAUUAUCAAGUUUUGCAAUUUUUAAACUAUACACCAGGUUCGUUUAGAAAAGAUCACUGGCUUUUAUCUCACCCAUUAGCUUUGAGAAAAAUUGUUGCAAAAAUAAUCACCUAGUUCAUUAGAAUUUUGCUGGCUUGUUCUAUUCUCUGUAAGACGGACGAAUGUAAAAUCAGAUAUGAAGUGUGAAUCGUUGCUUUGAACUAUAUUAGUCUAACAGAACACCACUUAUAGCAAAAUCCCAUAAUCACCCCCUUAUUUCAGACAUUCAACCUUGUUUCUUUAACCUUUUUGCUUUAAGGUUAAGAGGAGAUGCUAUUUCCUCGUUGGGGAGCAUCUUUUAAGUUUCGAACCAUAUCAAAUCACAACAUUUGUUUAUCAAAAUCAUAUUUGAUCUAAUGGAUUAGUCAAGUUCCUCUCUCCCGUCAUUUAAAGUGAGAGGCUAUUGUUUAUCGGUUAGUAAGGUCGCAAAAGCAGCGAAGUCUUUGCAUACAGUAAAUGUUACAUACAGUAAGAUCAAAUUUGUUAGCCUUAUGUUGUUUGUUGCUAGAAAGAAAAGUGACCUCAGGAAGGAAGCUUGUGGGAUUUCAGCUCAAAUAUGCCAUAAUAUUUAAAUACUCAACAAUUCAGAACAGUGCCAUAGAAUUAAGCCCGGAAUAAGUGGCACUACUUUCCCCGAAGUAAUACAUUUUAACAAGUGUUUGAACAAAUGACUGUGUUUGAAAACAUCUAAAAUAGUUGCUGAAACUAAAGACCUAUACAUAUUGAAUCAAAAACUGUAAAAAACCCAUGUACCGUCUCUUUACUUGAAAGUUACUGUUAAUGUUCGUAUAAACUUUUUCUACUUUAAUAAUUCAAAAUUUGUUCUAUUAAGAGGCGUUCAAAAUUUUUUUUAAGUAUUAAUUUGGUGUUUUCUGUAACCCCCAUAUCCCGGUGUCUAACAAAAGUUGUCAACAUGGACAAAAUUCAAAGUAAUACCUUUUGGUUAUUCUAUAUACUUGUAACCUUGUAUAUAUUCAUUAUUUGUAAAAUCUUGAGGAAUUUUUAUAGUAAUUGGGGACCACAUAAAUAUUUUGGAGCUAA